Linnemannia hyalina is the source of this 705-nucleotide messenger RNA. Lineage: Eukaryota; Fungi; Mortierellomycota; Mortierellomycetes; Mortierellales; Mortierellaceae. The record is from the annotation of a GenBank genome assembly.
AUGAAGAUUGCUACUGGUCUCGUUGUCCUUGUUUCGAUGGUCGCUUCGGCCUCUGCUCACAUGGCCUUGCUCUACCCCACCCCCCGUGGAGGCUACGGUACUAAGCAGUACAACGGCCGCAUCCACACCUUCAUUGGCUACAAGGAUAGCAAGUGGACCCAGCGCUUCCCCUGCGGAGGAUACGCUCCCGGCCCCGUCACCAAGCUGAAGGCUGGCCAGGUUGUCCCUGUCCGCUUCUUGGCCUCGUCCAUGAACGCCAAGGCCAUCAAGACCCAGCCCAAGCCCACCAGCUCCAGCAAGCAGUUCUCCCAGGCUCGCCACGGAGGCGGUACCUGCGAGUUCUCGCUCUCGUACGACAACGGAAAGACCUACCACUUGAUCGCCAAGUACACCAAGACUUGCCCCGAUGCCUACUACCAGUGGCCCGUUAAGAUCCCCAAGAACGCUCCUUCCUGCAAGACCAAGAACAAGUGCUUGUUCGUCUGGAGCUGGACCGCCAACAUCCUCCCCCAGUACUACCACAACUGCGCCGAUAUUGAGUUGUCCGGCAAGUCCGGCGGCAAGUUGCCCUCGAAGAAAAUUGCCAUCGUCGACUUCAACGGCUACAAGAAGAACGUCAAGGCCCCCGGUGACGGCAACAACCACAAGUCUGCUGGUGGCCCCAGCAAGAAGGAGAUUGCCUGGAACACUGACGACAAGUACUAA